Molecule: messenger RNA, 4648 nt
Organism: Neocloeon triangulifer
Lineage: Eukaryota; Metazoa; Arthropoda; Insecta; Ephemeroptera; Baetidae
Product: ATPase family AAA domain-containing protein 2-like
Exons: 19
Coding region: 372-4292 (1306 amino acids)
Biological process (GO): positive regulation of transcription by RNA polymerase II
Cellular component (GO): nucleus
Molecular function (GO): ATP binding; histone binding; chromatin binding
Source: RefSeq, a predicted model, not a curated record
UCCGCAUUUUUCGGCAGUUCCCGGCGCUGAAAGCGGCAAAAGCGCCGAUUGAUUGUCGCAAAAUUUUCCGCUUUUCCGACGCCGGCAGACCACACGGAUCUUCUGGGAUUGCGGACUUUUCCUCAGCUCGCUUCAUUCACAGUCUGUGGUAUCAAGCCCUUGGAAAAGCGUUGCGGAACCGAAAUUCUCAAGGCCACCGACAGACGAGCUGUUUUUUACCGCCACAAGCGCCAUUUUUUACGCAAGGCAGACGAGUGCGACGCUAAAAUUCAAACCACCGGCCGACUUUUUGACACCCCAAACCGAAUUUUGAGCACGAUGAAGAGUCGCCUGCAUGGCAUAAACUUGGCUUUCCAGAAAUAUCAGUGAAAAUGGUCAAAACAAGGCGCGGGGACGCGAGCCUGGAUGAUUCGGAAAUGCCCGUCAUUGACAACAACGCCAGACCGGAUUCUGAAGAAGAAGAGGAACCCAUUUAUGAAGCUCGGCGAAGUCGGCGGCAAAGAGCGACUCCAAGUCGCGAUCUGGGCGAACGUCGGAGAGAGCGAGUGUUGAGACCGAGACGCUCUCGCUACGUCAUAGUGAACAAAGUAGAUCUUAGUGAGGACUCUGAAGAUGACCACAGACUUGCCACUGAAGACAGAAUCACGGAGGACUCGUCUCCAAUUGUCCACCGCAAAGGAAAGCGGCAGCGACGAAAAAUCAUUUUGCACGAGACUGAUCCCAGUUCGGCUGAAGAAGAGGAUGGUGUUGAGCUUGCCCGAAGAUCUCACCGACGUGUGAGGGGCCAUAAGUAUACACCUAGCAAGUCUUUCGCUCUUAGGAGCAUAUCCAAUGGUGACUCUGGCCUGAGAAGAAGCGGACGCGAGCGCAAGUUAAGAUACUCAUCAUUCAAUGAUUCCUGGAUCAUCGAGGGACAGGUUGAAAGCAGCUACCAUCGCAGGCUGCGGCAUGAUGACUCAGAAGUUCGAGCCCACUGCGCUGUACGAAGGAGAGCAAGAAUCAAGCAUGACGGUGAUGUGGAGGAAGAAGACGAAGAGGAGGAAGUUAUUGCUAAAGUGGACCCAGCUCCAAGGAGGUCAAGACGAGUUCAGGUUAAGACUGAGUUGGGAGAUAGUUAUGCUGCAGAUGAUAUUGAAAAGCCUGAGGAAGAUGCUGAAAAAGAAGAAGAAACUGUUGAUAUGAUUGAAGAAGAUGACAAGGAUGACAAUGAGAAUGCUGAGAAAAAAGGAGGUGAUGAGGACAUGUACACAAGAGUGAAGCAAAAACGGAGGACUAGACAGCUACAGACUGCAAGCUACGAGGUCCGACAACUGAGGGGUGAUAAACGAAACAUAAUCACAAGUGGUGAUGAGUCUGGCAGCUCAGAUGACAACGACAGGCCACCAUCUCCCAGGAAAGGUUACCAUCUGAGGCAAAGACGACCUCCACCUCCAAUAUUCCAAAUGCAAGAGCCAAGUCGCAGAUCUGCCAGGAAAAUGAACCGCAGCCGAUAUGGAAAAGCCAGUUCUACAUCCUCCUCGUCAGACUCUGAAUACAAGAUGAAAAAAAGCAGAAACCGAUGUGUGUCUGUUAACUUUUCGAAAGACAAGUCGAGGGGUGACAAAAAGAAAAUUCUGGCAGACACUGACCCAAUGGAGAUUAAUCCUGACAUCAGGUUCACAAGUGUCGGAGGGCUGCACGAUCAUGUGAACGCUUUGAAAGAAAUGGUGGUCUUCCCCAUGCUGUACAGUGAGGUGUUUGACAAAUACAGUGUCACUCCACCUAAAGGAGUCCUUUUCCACGGACCUCCUGGCACUGGUAAAACGCUACUUGCACGAGCGCUUGCUAACGAGUGCAGCCAGGGUAGCUCCAAAGUAACAUUUUACAUGAGGAAGGGUGCUGACUGUUUGAACAAGUGGGUUGGUGAGUCUGAACGGCAGUUGCGGCAUCUUUUUGAACAGGCCUACGAGAAUCGUCCGUCUAUUAUUUUCUUUGAUGAACUUGACGGCCUUGCUCCUGUGCGCUCUCACAAGCAGGAUCAAAUACAUGCAUCAAUUGUGUCAACACUUCUUGCACUCAUGGAUGGACUGAAAGACAGGCGUGAAAUUAUCGUCAUUGGUGCUACCAAUCGAAUUGAUUCUAUUGACCCUGCUCUUCGCCGACCAGGCAGAUUUGAUCGAGAGCUCUUCUUCCCUCUGCCAGCUGUGAAGGAACGUGAAGAAAUCCUGCGUAUUCACACAUCCAAGUGGGAGCAGAACCCAACGCCUGAGCUCAUCACAACCCUUGCCCAGUCCUGCGAUGGAUUUUGUGGCGCUGACUUAAAAGCGCUGUGCACAGAGGCUGUGCUGCAAAGUCUGCGUCGCCGAUACCCUCAGAUCUACAAGUCCUCCAGCAAACUCCUUCUUGACACGGAACAAGUUCAAGUAACCAAAGAAGACUUUAUGCGAGCCAAAGUUGGCAUUGUGCCAGCUGCCCAGAGGAUGUCCAAGUGCCCUGGGAGGAAGCUUCCUCAGUUUGUUAGCAACUUGCUUCGUCCUGAGCUGGAACGAGCUAUAAGCUUCCUGGCAAAACAGUUUCCUCACGUCAACAUGGUGUCUGCGACAGAUUGCAAACUGCUUCCUGCCAAUGUGCCGAAUCCUCGUCUCCUUAUCACUGGAAACAAGCACCAGCCCCAGAGCAACCACAUUGCCCCAGCCAUUCUGCAACGCAUGGAGCACGUUACUGUGCAUUCUCUUGAGAUGAGCAGUCUUUUCGGCAGUCCAGGCGCGACCGGCGAGGAAGUUUGCAUCAACCUCUUCAGGGAAGCCCAUCGCCAACUUCCAGCUGUGAUCUACAUCCCCAACAUUGACAGAUGGUGGCACCGAGUGUCUGAUACUGUCAAGGACCUAUUCUUGGAAAAACUCGAUAGCAUCGAGCCAACCACUGCCAUUCUAAUUCUAGCAACUGCUAAUUGUGUGCUGGAUUGCGACGAUAUGCCAGAGGAGGUCCAAGAAAUCUUUAGCCCUUUUAGAGAAGAAGUCUUUGAGAUGGAAAAUCCUGGAGAAGAGGAGAGAAAACAAUUUUUCUCUCCCUUGUUCACUGAGAAACCUUACGAACUUCCGCCAGCUACAAAAGACGAGAAGGAUGCUGAGUUGGAAGUGCUGCCAUUGGCGCCCCCACCAGAGCCAAAGAAGUUGACUGAGAAGGAGGAAGAGACGCUCCGGAAAACUGAGGAGCACUCUCUCCGAGAGUUGCGGAUAUUUCUGCGCCAAACUCUUGACAAGUUGUGCCGCAUGAAAAGUUUCUCCAUAUUCAUGAAUCCAGUGGACGAGGAAGAAGCACCAGACUACUACGACAUUAUAAAAAACCCAAUGGACCUGAGCACAAUCAGAGAAAAUAUCGACAAACAUUUGUACAAUUCUGCUGAAGACUUUCUCAAAGACGUAGACUUAAUCAGUCAAAACUGCUUGGAAUACAACUCGGAUAGGAACCUGCGAGCUGUGGCAAACAACUUCAGCGAUUCUGUGAAGGCCAUAAUAAAGGCUGAGAUGGACACAGACUUCGAGGAGGAGUGCAAGAAGAUUUCAGAAGCACGCAAGAAAAGAAAGUUUAACCCUCAAAAGCAUUUGCUCAACUACAGCUUUGUUGCCCCUGAAAAAAGCAAGCCAAACAGAGACAAGACUGAAGGGGAAAAUACAGAUGUUCCUGUUGAACAAAUCUCCCUACCCAAUGGAAAUGCUGACAGCAAAGAAGUUGUUGAGCCAUCAUCACCUCAAAAGUCGACGAGCACCCCACAAACUCCAGAGACCCGACAUACGGCCAAGAAGAGGAAGAGCAAAUGGUCGUCGGGCGUGAUCAAUAAGAACAAGAAGAAGAAAGCCGAGAGCAAGGACCAGGCAAACGAAUCUCUCAAUUUGGAGAAUGAUACAAGUCUGCUAGAUAUUUCAAUGACCUCUACCAGCAGUAAAAUUUCCCCUGUCAAAACCCCUGGCAAAGGCAGUUCCCCUCGUCUGUCUGCUUCAAAGGAAUGCCCGGUGAUGACUGAAACCAAGGAAGUUGUGGAGAGCAUCAUAAGCGCCACAGAGGAAGCUGCCACCAAGGCUGCCGAGGAAGAUGAAAAAGUGCUCAAGGUCAACAAGGAAAUGCUAGACAAGCUGCUGGAGCAAACUCUGCAGAUCACAGAGGACGUGCCAUUUGCACUUCUCUUAGACCUCCACAGCCAAAUCAACAAGAUUGUGCAAAAGUACUCUACUCUGUUCGACCGAACAAAUCUGCACAAGGACAUUGAUGUCGUUCUAAAAAAAUUCAACUCGGUGAUCAGCAAACUGCAAUGAAGAAAGAUAAUAAUGAACCUCUCUAUUAAUUCUCAGGAACGUUAUAGAUGAAAACGCUGGACUUACUAUUUCAAUUUUGCAGAUCGUUGCCUUGAAUGAAGUCUAUUUUUUAAUAUUAUAUGUAUCUGGCUUAUCACACUUUUAAGUUUUCCUAGCCAUGUGGAUAAGAAUGUGUACACAAUUUUGGCUACGGAAAGUCCAUUCACUGUAUCAUGAUAAGCAGCCGUCACUUGAACGGUUCAUUUCAAAUAAUUUCUGUUCUUAGCAAUAUACACUUAAAAUCAAACCAAUACUUAGCCAGUGCUUCUCAACAUUAUGAAUAAUUUUGUUCAUUUUUUCCAAUAAAAAAAAAUCAA